Lingula anatina is the source of this 767-nucleotide messenger RNA. RefSeq lists its product as uncharacterized. Lineage: Eukaryota; Metazoa; Brachiopoda; Lingulata; Lingulida; Lingulidae. The record is from RefSeq and is a predicted model, not a curated record.
ACAUUGAUGACUCACAAACUCCAGAUAUUUACUUGUGCAGAUAUUUCGCAACCAAAACGUACAUAAGUACACGCACUUUCUCCAUUUUGUCAAAUCCACCUGUGCCAGAGUAAAAAGAAGAUGCCACUUUUUGGAAAGAAGAAAGACAACGAGAAAAAAUCUCCGCCUCAAGGCUACCCAACACAGCCAGCUUAUCCCACACAGAGUUAUCCAACACAGCCCUCCUAUAACCCAACAUACCAACAACAAGGUGCAGUUGGAGGUGCCCCACCACCAUACACAGCAGCACCCCCACCAGGUCAUGCAGUGCAAGGUCAAGGUCAACCACCUCAAUACCAGCCUCAAGGUCAAGGCCAACCAGCUCAGUACCAGCCUCAAUAUUACCAGCCUGCCCAUGGCCAGCAGCCCAUUUACCAACCACCAGCAUCUAUGGGACAAACUAUGGUAGUCCAAGGUGGCUUUGAUCCUGGUGCUAGGUUUGGGCCUGGGACAACUGCUAACAUCCCACCACCACCUCCUGGCUGUGCCCCAAAUGCUGCCCAAAUGGGAGCUAUACAAGGACAAAAUGUGAUUGUUACUCAAAGGGAAGGAAACUGGUUUUCAGGAGGCUCUGAUGGGGGCUACACAGUUUGGUAAAAUAUAUUUAUAGGCAUGAGGAGUGAAAAGACAAAGAAGAGGAGAGGGACAGUGAAUUCAGUUUUGGCUAUUUUUUAGCUUUUGUAUUUUAUUUUUUUAUGAGGAAAAGAUAGGAACUGGUGCAUUUUACA